GUAAUUUUUAAAUUAAAUGUGCAAAUAUUGUUCGCGUUGUUUAGCCAGUGGGAACGGAUUUUAAGGACUGAUCCGUUUCAUAAACGCCUUCUUCAUAAUUAAACUACUCAAUAACCACGCAAGCACAAUGGUGAAAAGAAGUAGUAUAUCUAAUUUCCUGUAUUCGGUUUCGACUAACAACCUACAUGAGACGAAGAAAAUACUCAAGGCAGGUAUUGAUGUUAAUCACCGCUGUGGCCGCAAGAAAAGGACAGUAUUAUUUGAGGCUGCGGCACGGGAAUUUUCCAGUAUGACACAACUUCUUUUAGAGAAUGGUGCUGACCCAAAUAUCACAGACAAUAAGGGAAAUAAUGUGUUGCAGUGUGCGAUACAAUCAACACCAAAAUCUAUCAAAACAAUAGAACUGCUUCUACGAUCAGGCGCAGAUAUUUUAAAUAAAAACCAAGAGGGACUUAACAGUCUAUAUAUGGUCAUACGCAGCAAGAGCAAAGUCGCGAUACAAAUCAUGAACAGGAUGUUACAGAGUCAUCCAGAAGUAACAUCCAAGGAAAAUUAUUGCUCAAAUAUGAGUCCAUUGACAUACGCAUUUAAUGUGCCACGUAUUCUAGACACUGACAAAGUGAAGAUUUUAAUUCAAAACUCAGGAGACAUUGAAGAUACAGUCAAAAACAAUGAUCCGCCAAAUGCACAAGAUGAGGAAUCUAAAGCAACAACUGACGAAAUCGUACCUUCAUUUGAAAAAAUCAUUAAAAUGGCAAAGAAGACAGGCAGCUACGAAUUGCUUUUACUUUUUCUUCAGCAUAAUUACAUACCAAGUACACCAAAACUAUUAAGUCCAUCUUUUUUUUACUUUUCAACGGACUAUCUUAAGUUGGUGUUUGAUUUGGGCUUUAACCUUUGGACAGAUGUAAAGCUACAGGAAUUUUUCAUCCUACUUACGACGUUUCCGAUUGAUCCUGAACUGAAUGCAGAGGACCCAAACGUCAUCCAUCCUGGCAAAGAACUCUGUGUGAAGGUGAAAGAAAUAUUGGUAAACAAACAGCCGAGAAGUCUCCAAAACUGCAGUCGUGUUGCGAUAAAACGAAGCCUCACUCCUGGGAGACACUGGGAGAAAAUUGACACGUUUGAAAUUCCAGAAAAUCUUCGGGAGUAUUUAAAGUAUAAGGGGUACAACUGUGAUGGCAGUGCUAGGCAAUCAAAGACUUUCCUUGUGCACUUUUUGGAGCAAUUAAAUGAAACUCAAAAGGAAUAUAUCAAUUGGUGAAUUAUCAUGAACAUUUCUACUACGGGCCUGUAGCCAGGAGAGAAUGCUGCCCCUGGUCAAAAAUUCUUUCAAAAUCAUAGUUUUUCACCAUUCAUUGAUUUUGGGCCAAAGUUAUCAAAUGUGAACCAACCAUGGCAGAAGCUGGCUAUAGGCCUGGUACUAGAUAUAGUAGACGCCAUCCUACUUUUAGUUUGCUAGCGGUAUCAUCAUCUCAGUGUGAGCCAGGACUUGUAAAGAUGGCAGUUCACUAAUUUUCUGUUAUUCACACCUGUCCCAUUUGGAUACACUAAAUAAAUCACAUUAAUAUCACA
This is a messenger RNA of Owenia fusiformis, 1575 nucleotides long. NCBI's taxonomy places the organism in Eukaryota, Metazoa, Annelida, Polychaeta, Sabellida, Oweniidae. The record is from the annotation of a GenBank genome assembly.